Tetrahymena thermophila SB210 is the source of this 405-nucleotide messenger RNA. RefSeq lists its product as hypothetical. NCBI's taxonomy places the organism in Eukaryota, Ciliophora, Oligohymenophorea, Hymenostomatida, Tetrahymenidae. The record is from RefSeq and is a predicted model, not a curated record. The transcript has a single exon.
AUGUAGAAACUACUAAUAACCUUACUUUUUUUCGCCCUUUUUAUUUCAUAGUCUGUAGCUCAAAACGAGUGUCUGGACAACUGCAAUAUUUCUCAUUACAACUGCAUAGGUCAAUAAGAAAAUUUAAUGGACUUCAAACAAAGAAAGUAAUGCGAAGGUGAGAGAAGUAUCUGUUUUAAAUAAUGCAAAGCUCAGAAUCCUAUUUUGAGUGUUUUAAAUGAGUUCAAAGAUAAUUUUAUUGUGACAAAAAGCAGUGAUGAUGACAAUGUCUAAUAAUGCUAAGAUAACUGUAAAAGAAAUAUGUUCAAGUGCUAAAUAUCAUGCAAAAACCAAGGUGCUAAAUGUAAUUUAGAUUGUGAAAUGACUUAUAGAAGCUGCUUAUCAUUAACUUGCCAAUAAUAAUGA